UUUACAAUAGAAGAGCAGGGAAGGGAGCCUGGUAAGGUUGAGUUCUAUAGAAUGACUUAUACACACCGAGAUGGCAGCUUUGUACGAGAGGAGUCUAGAGAUCUGAUCGAUAGGGCAACCACACUUAUUGUAGAGCAUACCAGCGAGUCAUCAUCAUCUGUGGAGUGCAGUAGCGUCGAGGACCAGGUGUUUACUGAGCUUAUGGGACCAGAGCGUUAUGGCAGAGUAAGGGGUUAUGGAGUUGGAGUUACCCCCAUUCAGUUUUCUGCAAUGAGCAGAUAUACUCAGGAGUGUAGACAGAACAACAGCACUGCAGAGGUCCGUAGGCUAGAGACACAGAUACAAGAGAUGAGUCAGAGACAUGAUCUACAGAUGGAGGAGCUGAGACGGAGCUAUCAGACAGAGAUCGUGUCAUUGAGGACUCAGAUGGAUCAGAUUACAUCUUUUUUAUGUGGUUUUGCCUCGCAUCAGGUAAUUAGCUACAUAUAAUUUUUAGAUUUUAUAUUAUUUUUAUGUAUAUCUUUAUUGUAUAGGCUUUAUGAGUUGUAUGUACUAAUUUCUAUAUUUUCUACUUAGUAAGCUUUUUUUCUAUUCCUUACGGGGUCCCAAUACUUCCAGUAGUCGCCGAGAUGAUGAUACAUGCACAAGUGAUAGAUCUCUCUCUUUUUUUUUUAGAAUAGGUUCUACUUGAAUUCUCUCUUGUUCAGUUUGAGCUUUUAGUUUAGGGCUUAUAAUUUUGGUUUCAUUGGUUAUAGGUUCUUUCGGGUGUAGCUUCGGGGUAAUCCGGGUCUGGGCAUGAUAGAUAUGGUGGUUUGUUAUGAUUGACUAACAGAUGUCUUCUUAGAGCAUAUCUUUCUCUUAUGAACUUCGAACUGAAUGAAAUGGGUUUUAUCGUUUGUUGUGAUGCAUAGGUUGGAUUUUAUCAUUUGUUGUUGGAUUGUUAUUUUGCCGUUGAUCAAGUCUCAGUGGUUGUUGAUAUUCUGUGAUGUGAUGUUGCAGGAUCCUUUUUUUUAUAUAUUUUUUUUGAUGUCUCUAUGUGAUGUGAUGUUUCAAAUCAUUUUUAGCAACAUUUCAGCUUGAUGAUGACUUGAUCUAGCUUCUACUCGCAGAGGUUAAUUAUUUGUUGGUCAUAGAUAACCCAGCAUCUGGUUAUAUAUGAUGAGGAGCCAGUUACUGUCUGCUCAUCUUUCCACUUAUACAGGAGAAUUACACCUCAAGUUUUUCUUUUCCUUUUCUUCCUUUUCUUUUUGUGUGUGUGUGUGUUUCUUUGCUGACAUUGCUUGCUUUUGAACAAGCUCUAGAAUGUCUACAAUCUCAUGCAUCUUUAUGUCUUGAUCAGAUAAUAUUGUUGUUUAUAUUCUUCCUAUUCUCAUCUCUACCCUUUUUCUUGCGGCA
This is a messenger RNA of Elaeis guineensis (African oil palm), 1395 nucleotides long. The record is from RefSeq and is a predicted model, not a curated record. NCBI's taxonomy places the organism in Eukaryota, Viridiplantae, Streptophyta, Magnoliopsida, Arecales, Arecaceae.